Molecule: messenger RNA, 399 nt
Organism: Belonocnema kinseyi
Lineage: Eukaryota; Metazoa; Arthropoda; Insecta; Hymenoptera; Cynipidae
Exons: 3
Coding region: 1-399 (132 amino acids)
Molecular function (GO): peptidase inhibitor activity
Source: RefSeq, a predicted model, not a curated record
AUGAAGAUCUUCCUCCUUGUUAUUUUUGCAGCCUCGUCUGUCACAGGAUUACCUUCCAAAGAAUCCGCGAUUUACACUAAUGGAACUUCUUGUCCAGGAGAAUUUUUCUAUAGUGAAUGUCACUCUUGUCUUUGUUUGGAUGAUGGAAAAUCUGCUCGGUGUUCUUACGGGUCGUGUGAAAGUCUCAGAAGCUCGUGUAAAACGGAAUAUCCCAGAAAUAAAGGUCAACAUGGUUUCCGGAAUAGGGGAAAACGACGGAAUACCCGAAGAAGUGAUGAAAGUGUUGCUGAUCCAGGAAGAACUCUGCCGAGUGUGUAUGGACACUACAUUGAAGGAUCAAGUCGAUUUCGGCAAUGUUCUUUAUUUCAUAAGUUAUGGAACGGUGUUUUGGAUAAAUGA